UUGAGCAGAAUGCCAGAACCAGCGAAGUCAGCGCCCAAGAAGGGCUCCAAGAAGGCGGCGUCUAAAGCUACGAAGACCGGUAGAAAGAGGAAAAGAUCCAGGAAGCAGAGCUACGGCAUCUACGUGUACAAGGUGCUGAAGCAGGUCCACCCAGACACCGGCAUCUCCUCCAAGGCCAUGAGCAUCAUGAACUCGUUCGUCAACGACAUCUUCGAGCGGAUCGCCGGUGAGGCCUCCCGCCUGGCUCAUUACAACAAGCGCUCCACCAUCACCUCCAGGGAGAUCCAGACAGCAGUCAGACUGCUGCUUCCCGGUGAGCUGGCCAAGCACGCCGUGUCCGAGGGCACCAAGGCCGUCACCAAGUACACCAGCUCCAAGUAAAGCUUCACUGCUCAACAUAAACACAACGGCUCUUUUAAGAGCCACACACGUCAUCUGCAGAGCUACUGGUCUAUAUUAACUGUGGCGGCUUCAUUUUGACAUACAACUUCGAAAAGUCAGAUUUUGACAUCAACAUACCUGCAAACACUCUGAUCUUCCCACCUCAGUUCUCGUGUGUGGGGUGGGGAGGGGGAUGGUCAUUAAAUAUUGUUUGUACUGGAUGAUAAAAAUAUGACACUAAUGAAGACUGAAAGUGAUACAGCCACAAGGAGAGAGAGAAAAAAUACGUUGACUUUGAAUUUCUGUGUUCUGUUUGUACCCAGCUGACUAUUGAAAGGUGCCAUGAAUUAGCAUUUAUAUGUGGGCUGUAAACUGUCGAUUGUUUAUAAGAAAAUGUUUGUAAUUAGAUAAAUGUUACUGAGCACAAAGGAAAACCGCGAAGUCCAUUACUGCCACUGCAACGAGUUAUGUGUGUUAAUAUCAGCGGUGAGACAAAUAUCGAACAGGUUUCAGGUAGUUUGGCUCCGCCCACUCAGACUGUCUCGACCUGUCUUCUAUUACGUCCGCAGGAGAGACGGAGUUCUGACUUUGUGCCGAUCAGACUCUCAUUGAACUCUGAAUCUGUAUCAGGAUGUCUGGCAAAAGGGAGGUGGUGUUCCUAAAUCCAGCAGUUUUAUUAUUUUAUUCGUCUCAUUCAGAUUUUCACAUUUUGUUGUCUGAAUGUUUUUAGAAUUUUAUUUGCCACAGAUCUAAAUAUUAGCAUUCAGAUUAGCGAAAUAUUAAAUAUGUUUAAUAUGUGGAGCCAAACAGUUCAUCAUCUAGUUUCCACAGACUUUAUUCUACUGGAGCGAAAAGUGAGCUUUGAAUGUGGAUGGAUGGAAUCAUUGAUCAAGAGGUAAGUAUUGAUUCCUGAUGGUUUAAUGGCUGAAUGUCGCCCUCAUGUGAUCACACUGUUUCAUUACAGCAGCUCCACAUCAAAGCUCACGUUUUAGUUUCCUUCUGUUCUGUUCAUAAAAUCCACAGAGGAGGUGUUUGGAGCUGUUGGUUUUAGUAUCAUGUGACAGGUGUGUCUGAUAUCAGGCUGUCGUUGUGCUGCUGUGAACAUGGAUUUUAUGGAUGAAAAAUCAUCUCAUGUUGACCUGAUGAAUAAAUAAUGUUGAUGAAUAAACUUUCCUUGUUUAACACGUG
This is a messenger RNA of Acanthochromis polyacanthus (spiny chromis), 1569 nucleotides long. Its product is annotated as histone H2B-like. Gene Ontology annotation, molecular function: protein heterodimerization activity; DNA binding; structural constituent of chromatin. The transcript has a single exon. Lineage: Eukaryota; Metazoa; Chordata; Actinopteri; Pomacentridae. The record is from RefSeq and is a predicted model, not a curated record. The coding region runs from base 10 to 381 and encodes 123 amino acids. Gene Ontology annotation, cellular component: nucleosome.